CCCCAUCUGCCCUUCAAGCUAACACCUAAUCUAGUUUUGAAUAUUCUUAAAACCAAACAUAAUGAUUAAUUCACUGCUGUGCCCCCACUUGUGAAUUGUGCAUAAGUGAUUAUUCUUGCGCAAAUUCCCCCUUCAAAGCAUACAGUGUCUGUGUCCAAGAAUGAACAACUCAAAGCAACAGAAGCAGCAGCAUCAGCUUCAACAAAGAGGAUGCAAGGCUUUGUGUUGCAGUUGCAGGUUCAGUGUUUCUUCCUCUGAGGAAGCAGAAAGCUCAUCAGCCUCUGACAGGUUCCCUUCUGUUUCAAGCCUUGCACAUGCCAUGGUGCAAGAGAGACUUGACCAAAUGAUUAGAGCUAGGCAUGUAGAGAGAAGAAGGCAGCAGAGCAGAGAAGGGACCAAGUUUGUUGUAAUGGUAGCAAUGGAGAAGAGCUCUUAUGAUCCAAGAGAGGAUUUUAGGGAGUCCAUGAUGGAGAUGAUUACUGCAAACCGCCUUCAAGACGCCAAAGAUCUUCGUAGUCUAUUGAACUAUUAUAUCUCAAUGAACUCUGAUGAGUACCAUAGUCUUAUCCUUGAGGUUUUUCAUGAGGUUUGUACUAGUUUGUUCUUAUCAUGUAAAUGUCAUAAUUGGUAAAAAAAAAACAUGUCACAUUGCCAAUUGAUUCAUGAACGAAGCAAGCUGAGCUGGGGAAUAGUUUAGUUUUGCUUUUACGUUCUGAUUCCAUAUGCAUUAUGUGGGGGCUUGCUAUUUCACAAACAAAACAAGAGAAUGUGGUCGUUAAUUUAAUGUACAAAAA
Glycine soja is the source of this 794-nucleotide messenger RNA. RefSeq names its product probable transcription repressor OFP9. The record is from RefSeq and is a predicted model, not a curated record. Lineage: Eukaryota; Viridiplantae; Streptophyta; Magnoliopsida; Fabales; Fabaceae. The transcript has a single exon. The coding region runs from base 161 to 631 and encodes 156 amino acids. Gene Ontology annotation, biological process: negative regulation of DNA-templated transcription.